AUGUUUGAACCUGAUAAUAUAGAAAACGGUUCAGUUGUGGAUAUUAUUUUUGAUAUUAAAUCUGGUAGCACAAUUAAUUAUUUGACAGGUGUCAACAUGUUUGAAACUGGUAAUAUAGAAAAUAUCUAUAGAUCUAGUAAUGCAAAUAAUAAUUUUAAUACUAAAUCUAGUAGCGCAAAUAAUUAUUUGAGUGAAUUUGACUUUGAUGUUGAUCAUUUGGUAGGUGUCGAUAUAUUUAGAACUAGUAACACAGAUAGAUCUAGUAAUGUAAAUAAUUUGAUUGGUGUCAAAUUUGAUAAUGCAAAUAAUUCUUUGAAUAAUGAUUUGAAGAAUUUUUUUAAUAUAUUUGGGCCUAGUAAUAUGAAGACUUUUCUUAAUAUGUUUAAGCCAAGUAAUCCUAUAACUUUUUUUAAACAAACAGAAAAUAGAAAAAUAAGAAAACCCCCAAAUUCAUCUUCAAAUAUGACUGAAACUUAUAAAAAUCAAGAUAAUAAAAACAAUUCAGAACUAUGA
This is a messenger RNA of Racocetra persica, 513 nucleotides long. The record is from the annotation of a GenBank genome assembly. Lineage: Eukaryota; Fungi; Glomeromycota; Glomeromycetes; Diversisporales; Gigasporaceae.